GGGAGGAGGGGGGGGGCGCUGGAAGGCAUUCACUGGUAGCGAGAGCUGUGUGUCUGACACAGCAGAGCACGUCGUCGUGGAGCUUGGAAUAUCUCCGUGUUGCUAGUAGUGGCAUUGAUUUCCCUUUGUCCUAACUAGCGGCGGGACUCUUAGUCAAUGGGCCUUCUUUCUACGUCUUAAAGAAAUACGCAGUUAUCUUCACGCGCCAUCUGUCACGCGCCACAUUUUCUUUGUGUAGAGCUAGAGUGAACUAUUUGGUCUUUUCAUUCAACAAAAACUAAAAAUCCAUCUACCAGCUGUUCGAGGGAUUUCUUUAGGCAUUGUGUUCCACACCAAGAUUUCGUUCGGCUGUUGGGCAAGAAGUGGAGACUAUCUUUUCACGUGGAACUAAGAGAGACAACUGAUCUCAAGUUUUGUUCACGUGAAACUAAGAAAGAUAACUGAUCUCAUGUUUUGUUCACGUGGAACUAAGAGAGACAACUAAUCUCAUGUUUUUUUCACGUGGAACUAAGAGAGACAACUGAUCUCAUGUUUUUUUCACGUGGAACUAAGAGAGACAACUGAUCUCAUGUUUUUUUCACGUGGAACUAAGAGAGACAACUGAUCUCAUGUUUUUUUCACGUGGAACUAAGAGAGACAACUGAUCUCAUGUUUUUUUCACGUGGAACUAAGAGAGACAACUGAUCUCAUGGUUGUUCGUUUCUUUUAAAAAUGAAACACAAAACAAAAAAAAAGUAUUUCCAGUCAGACACAAACUUCAUCAGUCCAUGACAACCUCCAGUCAGACACAAACUUCAUCAGUCCAUGACAACCUCCAGUCAGACACAAACUUCAUCAGUCCAUGACAACCUCCAGUCAGAAACAAACUUCAUCAGUCCAUGACAACCUCCAGUCAGAAACAAACUUCAUCAGUCCAUGACAACCUCCAGUCAGAAACAAACUUCAUCAGUCCAUGACAACCUCCAGUCAGAAACAAACUUCAUCAGUCCAUGACAAUCUCCAGUCAGACACAAACUUCAUCAGUCCAUGACAACCUCCAGUCAGAAACAAACUUCAUCAGUCCAUGACAACCUCCAGUCAGACACAAACUUCAUCAGUCCAUGACAACCUCCAGUCAGACACAAACUUCAUCAGUCCAUGACAACCUUCAGUCAGAAACAAACUUCAUCAGUCCAUGACAAUCUCCAGUCAGAAACAAACUUCAUCAGUCCAUGACAAUCUCCAGUCAGAAACAAACUUCAUCAGUCCAUGACAAUCUCCAGUUAGAAACUAACUUCAUCAGUCCAUGACAAUCUCCAGUCAGACACAAACUUCAUCAGUCCAUGACAAUCUCCAGUCAGACACAAACUUCAUCAGUCCAUGACAACCUCCAGUCAGAAACUAACUUCAUCAGUCCAUGACAAUCUCCAGUCAGACACAAACUUCAUCAGUCCAUGACAAUCUCCAAUCAAAAACAAACUUCAUCAGUCCAUGACAAUCUCCAGUCAGACACAAACUUCAUCAGUUCAUGACAAUCUCCAGUCAGACACAAACUUCAUCAGUCCAUGACAACCUCCAGUCAGAAACUAACUUCAUCAGUCCAUGACAAUCUCCAGUCAGACACAAACUUCAUCAGUCAAUGACAAUCUCCAGUCAGACACAAACUUCAUCAGUCCAUGACAACCUCCAGUCAGAAACUAACUUCAUCAGUCCAUGACAAUCUCCAGUCAGACACAAACUUCAUCAGUCCAUGACAAUCUCCAGUCAAAAACAAACUUCAUCAGUUCAUGACAACCUCCAGUCAGAAACUAACUUCAUCAGUCCACGACAAUCUCCAGUCAGACACAAACUUCAUCAGUCCAUGACAAUCUGCAGUCAAAAACAAACUUCAUCAGUCCAUGACAACCUCCAGUCAGAAACAAACUUCAUCAGUCCAUGACAAUCUCCAGUCAAAAACAAACUUAAUCAGUCCAUGACAAUCUCCAGUCAGAAACAAAAUUAAUCAGCCCAGGACUUGUCGCUGAAUAUCCAAACAUUGAACAAUGAAGCUGCGUGACCUUUUGGCCCAUUCAUUGCCACGAGUCAGAAAUAAAAAAAAGAAAACGACUCCUGUCCCGGACAGAACUGCUAUUCAGUUCAAGCCAAAUGUCGAUUCUUUUUGGUUGACCAGUUCAACAACUGAAUCGAAAGAUGCUUCUGAAAUCACGGAGGCUAGCUGGCAUGGUAAUGCCCUAUACAAAGGCCUUGACUCCGCCAGAAGUGUUGACUUUGAUGCAUACACCAGCGGUAUCGUGACGUCGCAGAGUGCGGAAGGUUUUUCAACUCAAUUAAUCGCGCUAGGAAAUCACUCUCGGAUGGCUGUCUCAGAUUUUAACACUUCGUCCUCAAACUUGUUCUCACACAUGUCCUCACAUAUACCCUCACACAUGUCCACACAUAUACCCUCACACAUGUCCUCCAUUUCAAACACAGCAGCAGCAGAGCCGUACACCUCAACUUAUUGUCACUACCACCGGCAUGAGCACCACUAUCAGCACUAUGUUGCAGGCAAAUCAAUGACGUCAUGGACUCCUCCAGACAUGCAAGCUCGUGCUAUGCCCUUUCAAGCCAAGCGUAACGUGCACGCUUGUGUUAUGCCCUGUCAGGCAUCGGCCAAGCGAGACAUUGGUUUCUUUCAGAAGUCCUUCAGAUCUUUAAAAAAACACUGUGGCAAAGUCAGGACAGAGAUGACUGACAAUAAACCGAUGGGUCCUGAUGACCUUUCAUCACGUUGUGUCGUCUGUCACUUUCCUGACAGCCCCAUUGAUAGAAAGCUGACGGAAAGAAAACCAAACGUGAAGCCCAAAAGAAAGGGAGUGAAAGAAUCGUUCAAGACUCAGGAGAACAAAGAGGUUUCCAAUGCUAAGGGAGCUAAAUGCUGGUAUUCGGACAAUGAGGCAUCCCUAACUCCAGCUCACCAGGGCAGAUCUCUGUUUAGAGAGUCCUCCGUUGAAAGUUGCUCUUCACAACACUACUCUUGCUCAAGGGAUGGUUCCGCAGCCAGAGACUUCACAGGUUUCGACUCAGCCUCUCUCUCUGGAUACGAAUCUGAUUUCCCUAAAGUCCAUAGAUCUAGAUCGAGGAUAAAAACGAACCCUUGGCUUCCUUCGCCUCAACCUUCGGGAGGAAGACGCAGUGAACAUUUCAAUCUCAAUGACGUCACUGCAAGAACAUUUCACAGGUCAGCGUCUUUCGAGAUUCAGAAAGAAAAUUCAUUCUCGUCAACAAGGUCUUCUUGGACAGACUGUAACACUAACAAAGUCACACCAAGACACAGAUCUCUAACGCCAUUGGAUAUCAACGUGACAUUGGGAAUGGACAUUUCGAGAGUCCAGGCUAGACCUCCCAAGUUGAAUGACCUAAACGUAGACAAGUCCCCCAGACCAUCGUCCAUCGUGUCCCCAAACACUGAGUUCGUAAUGCUAGCCGACAACCUGGAACAGUUGGCUAGUAAUAUUAGCUUUGAGUACGAAGACAUGCUCGAUUCCACAUUAGAGAGCGUAUCAGUGUUGCAAGACGGUGGUCAAGCGUCCAUUCAGGACUUAUUAACCGACGAUCAAAUGGGAAAAUCUGUGAAAAAAAACAAUGUUCUCCCCUCGGACCAGUGCCUGCAAAGUGCCAACAGUCCAGACUCUGGAGUGGGUGGAUUGACCUCUAGUGACGCUGAGGAUGUAGGUAGGUCAACUAUUGGAACUGAAUCGAGACCUGCUGACAUUGUGUGCGUCACUUCCUCACUUAGCAAUAAAACUUGGCCCGCCAAUGAUUCUUUCCUUCAAGGUAUGCAAAUCGAUCUCAAUGUGACAGCUUUAAAUUCUAAAGAUGCACCUUUAGUCAAGAAAAAGUAUCCAACGAAAUUCAACUCUAGUAAACACAUCAAAUCAGAUGGCGAAAGCUCGGCCACAGUUUCUGAGUCGGAUGUUGACAACUCAACCUAUUCUACUGUUGAAGGACACAAACUAACCUUACCAACAUUACAAGAUCGGCCAAAAUGUAUUCAUUCAACUCUUAUGAUUGACGAGCGACUAGAUAUUCGUUACCCAAGCCACCAUCAAGGCGCCAAUCAUGCCAUGGGGUCUACACUCUUAAAGCAUCUUUCACCAAAGGUUCUCCAUGGAGUGACUACCAACAGAUACUCAGACCCAUCAAAGGUUCUCAAUAGAAUGAGUACCAACAGACAUUCAGACCCAAUUGUUGGCACCUGCUUGCGUCCAUCAAACUUAAACUCUAGACAUGCCCUAAAAAUCAAUGCGAUGGAAACAGCUGGCCACGUGACUGGCUGGACAGUACAUUUACCUAGAAAUAUUUCAACGUCAGAGUGCUCUCCAACUGAGAACUGGCAGUGUGACGUCACUGUGUCCAGUUGUAGCAGCACUGAAGCAUAUGAACAAAAUACAAAACUCAAAGAUCUGAUUAUAACAAUGAAGGAUACAAGAAACUAUUCCCAGGAAACUCUAGACUUGAAAUCAAACAGUCUGAUGGAGUCUGCGUUGGAGCAUAGCUUUGACAUGAGUGAUGCAAGUGUACAAACUGACUUUGAUGAGGAUUUUUCAAGAUGGGAGGUACUUGACUUUCUGGACAAUGUCCACGAAGAUGUCAUUGACCCAGUAGAAAGAACACGUCUGUGGCUUCUAACUGGCAAUAUGCAAGACUCGGCAGAUACUGGCUACUCGAGUUUAACCAGAGAGACUCAAAACGUAUUUGCUGGAGAAACACACGAACUUGUCCAACAGAAAACAGAAAGAAACUCUUGGACACAGUUGGUGCAUAGAAACUCGCCAACUCUUUUGUCUGAUGUAUCAAGUGACAACUCUUUUAUUUUGGAAAUUAAAAAAUAUGACCCAGGUUUAGAUGGAAACAAGAAAGUACUUCAAGUACCAAAUGCUCUGCACACAACUUCAAAAAAUACAUGUUCGACAAGAUUCAAAGCUCUUCCUGAAGAAACUGUCCAUCAAAUGUUCUCUGGGAUUGAACUUCAGUUUCAGGAAAUUUUCAAACAAAUUGAACAGCAUGAAAACAAUUGCCCACACAAAACAGAAUUAAAAGGAGCUAGAGAUGGUCAAGAUGAUCAUGACAAGUCUAAGGUCAUAACACCUAGAGAUGGUCAAGAUGAUCUUGACAAGCCAAAGGUCUGCACAGCUGGAGAUGAUCUUGAGCGCGAAUUGAAAUCAAAAUCUCUGACUGAUGCUGAAACUGGUGAAAAUAAAAACCACAGGUGUUUUCUACAGAGCGGCGAGUUAGGUCACGAUGACAUCUCUACUCUACAAGGAAUGAAAACUUUCCAGAAGACUCUAGCUAGCAAGCAGUUACCAAAUGAUGAACUUAAAGAAACCCUGACCGAGUUCUCUGUACUCCACAGAAAUACAUUAGAGACUCUAAGAGAUACAACCCACAGCGACAUUCAAACUAAUGACCAGUUACCAGCAGGACAGUCUCAAGACAAAGCCGACUAUCUGGCCUUUUUAAAAGACGUACCUCUUAGACGUCACCAGCUGAAACGUCCACUCUAUCUAGUACCUGGUGUAGGCCCGGUAGAUAUGUCCAACGCUGAACAGAUGAACAUGGUUUAUGAGAGACAUACAUCUCUUCCCGGGCCUUCCCUUUCGCCAACUGGCAAGCAUAAUGGGAAAAAGAUUAAGUUUAAAAAAGGUCAAGGUCAGAGAUCAGAGAGGAAUAGAAUACAAAGUCUUGAAAAUGCUGGCAUCGCAUUCCAAACUCGAGAUUUGAGCCUGAGCUCAUUACAUCCUCUCGGACAUCUGGACUCACCACAUCCUCUCGGACAUCUGGUCUCAGCACAUUCUGAUACUCCUCUUGGCUCAAUCCAUCCACAACUACAAACAGAGUGGUGGGUCUGAGCUAUUCAAAGGACAUCAAUAGUAACACGUUCAUCAACUUAUUGAUCUCGUGAUCUGAGCCUCUACUCUCCACCAGAUGCUAGAAAGUUAUGUCAGGAACAAAAAGCACUGACAUGUAUACAUGACACACUUCAAGCAUGAACAAUCUUGAGGCCAAACGGAUGUCGCUGCGCCAAGAAAAAGAACUCUUUGGUGUUUCUCGGAAUUCACGAAGGCUAAAACCAAACGCAGAAUGUAUACGGGGCGAGAGAAGUUCAAGUGUCUUAAUGAUCUCAGAACCCAACUGUAGGAACAGAGCCAAACUAAAUCUAGUCAGACAUAUAAAGCAGAAGUUGGUGAUAUAUUUUUUUUGCUUUGAAUUGUCAUUUGUGAUGUAAAAAAACAAAAACAUGAAUGUUUCCAAAUGGAACACUUAUAAACCCAAUGGUUUGGGGGAGAUGUUUUUGUCCAAUGUAUACAAUCUACCCGUUGUGUUUCUUUAUCACUAAACUUUCCAGUUCAUUUUCUUGUCAUGCAAUAUUUCAGUGGUGUAGCUAGGGUGGGGGGAGGGAUUACAAAUUUGAAAAUCCCUCCCGGGCCCCCCACUUGAAUGGUCCUCGAAAUGAGUGUCCGAAACUUGUUUUUUACAUUAAAUAUUACCCACUUAUUUCAUGUCAUGAUGUCGAAUGUCAAAAUGCAGGGGCCCUUAUAGAGGUAACCCCCCUUCCCCAAAUCCCUAUCUACACCUCUGCAAUAUUUCUUGCUAUUUCACACAUAGAUGUGUUGAGUCCACAGAUCUUGUUUUGUUUUAAAUUAAUUUUUAGUCAAUUAUUUCAUUUUAUAACUAUUAGAUUUCCAAUCCUCCAACAAAAGUUGUGACUCUAGUCUCUGACAUUUCUCUACAAACUUCGUUUGUUUACUUAGUGAACAGCCACAGUCUCUUACUCAAAAAUAAAAUGUUGUCAUCUUUGGGGGUGAGAGAUUCACACGGGCCUCCAUUUUUCUAAGAUCUUUAGUUUGAAGUCAACAUUGAAAAGUCUUCUGUAUUUAAGCAUAAAAACAAGUGGACUGGGUGAUUUCUUCUACACGAUGUGUGUGUGUGUGUAAGAACAUUACUUUGCUGUUUGUAUGUGUGCGGAAUCCUGUCCACAUUGCUUGGAUGUAUGUAAGUUUGUACUAAAAGUUUAGUUGAGUUAUCUCCUCGUGUCUACUUGUGAUAGACAUUUUUGUUAGGACACAGCUCUUUGUAUUUUGUUUGUGUACACAAUUCUAAAUGCUACAGGACAAUCAGUCGACUACAAGACUAGUGCAAGGACUCAUUAAAUGUUACAGGACAAUCAGUCGACUACAAGACUAGUGCAAGGACUCAUUAAAUGACACAGUACAAUUGCAUUUUUUUCCAAUGUAUAAUAAUUGAUUGAAUUGUAAUUUUCUUUCUGCUGUGAUUGUAUAAUCAAAUGAAUUUCAAGUAUUGUUGAUAUCUGUGAUUCUUUUAUAAAUGAUGAACCUAUUUUUCUUAUCUGUGAUGGAAUUAUAAAUUUGACUGAAUUGAACCAUUCAUGUUUCUGUUGAUAAAUAAUUGAUUGAGUUUAAUAAGUAACAUGGGUCUGGCUGUUAAAUGAAGAGUUGAGAGACCUCGUGAUAUGACAUGACAUGAUAUGACAUGACAGAACUCAUGAUAAAAGAGUUGAUAGACCUCAAAAUAAAAGAGUUGACAGACCUCAAAAUAAAAGAGUUGACAGACCUCAUGAUAAAAGAGUUGACAGACCUCAUGAUAAAAGAGUUGACAGACCUCAAAAUAAAAGAGUUGACAGACCUCACGAUAAAAGAGUUGACAGUCCUCAUGAUAAAAGAGUUGACAGACCUCAUGAUAAAAGAGUUGACAGACCUCAUGAUAAAAGAGUUGACAGACCUCAAAAUAAAAGAGUUGACAGACCUCAAAAUAAAAGAGUUGACAGACUUCAUGAUAAAAGAGUUGACAGGCCUCAUAAUAAAAGAGUUAACAGGCCUCAUGAUGACUAAGACUUUACUAAGUAGUUUGAGUUCAGACUGAAGAAAAAAAAAUUUACAAACCUACAUUUUUUUAUUGAUUCAUGUCUUGUCUACCCAAUCAAUAAUUGUCAAAGUUUAGACUUGAUCCGUGAAAGCGUGCCUGAGAAAACGUGUACAUACAGAUAGACAGACGGAGUUUAUAUCAGCUUUGCACAAAGAUCUUAAACUUAGACUAUCUAGGUUUGCAAUGUAAAACUUUUCCAAUGACACUAUAGCUCUGAAGUGUAGAGAUACUAGAAACAGGAAGACAUAUACAAGAACUGCAACAAUUAAACUGUUCUGUGUUGUAGUCAUCAAGUUAUGUGUGUAUGUGUCAGAGUAUUUCAAAUUUCAUUACAAUGUCUAAUUCACUCCAUUGAAUUGUAUGUUUAGUUCAUGAGCAGUGUGCUUAGCAGCUUAGGUCAUUGAUUUCUAUGCUAUGUGUGUCAAACAUUCUCUCCCUUGCUGUUUGCUAAGCUACAAAUACAAUCUCUUGAUCUAUGGAACCUUUUUUUUUUGGUCAUCAUAGAAUAAAAUAAAUGGCAACAAAUACUUCA
Messenger RNA from Biomphalaria glabrata, 8437 nucleotides. RefSeq lists its product as uncharacterized. The coding region runs from base 2022 to 5870 and encodes 1282 amino acids. Lineage: Eukaryota; Metazoa; Mollusca; Gastropoda; Planorbidae. The record is from RefSeq and is a predicted model, not a curated record. The transcript has 3 exons.